AUGGAGAAUGUCACUUUUAUUCGGGAGAACCAGACUUUCGGCAACUGGACCGAACAUAGUAUUGAAUAUAAAGUCGUGAGCAUAUUGUUGGUGACUCUCAUCUGCGGGGUAGGGAUUGUUGGCAACGUUAUGGUUAUACUGGUGGUUCUCACCACCAAGCACAUGCGGACACCGACCAACUGUUACCUGGUGAGCCUCGCCGUCGCUGACCUUAUGGUUCUGACCGCCGCUGGCUUACCGAACAUCACGGACAGUCUGUACGGGCAGUGGGUAUACGGAUACGUCGGAUGCCUCUGCAUCACCUAUUUCCAGUAUUUGGGCAUUAACGCGUCCUCGUGCUCCAUCACUGCCUUCACCAUCGAGAGAUACAUCGCUAUCUGUCACCCGAUUAAAGCCCAGUUUCUCUGCACCCUUUCCAGAGCGAAGAAAAUCAUCGUGGUCGUCUGGGCUUUCACCUCUCUCUACUGCGUCAUGUGGUUCUACCUGUCGGACACUAAAGAGAUCCACUACGCCGGGAACGUUACCAUAGUCACCUGCGCCUACAAAGUGUCCCGAAACCAAUACUUGCCGAUAUAUUUCACGGAUUUUGCAGUCUUCUAUGUGUUGCCCUUGAUGUUGGCGACGAUACUGUAUGGGCUUAUUGCUAGAAUUCUUUUCCUAAACCCACUACCCUCAGACCCCAAAGAAAACAAGAAGCUGAAAAAGGAUGCAUGUCAGGGAAACAAGUCGAUCAGUUCGAAAAACUCCAACUGCACGAGCAGCACUACAGCGGCCUCACGACGACAGGUGACGAAGAUGCUGGCAGUGGUGGUGAUCCUCUUUGCCCUCCUCUGGAUGCCCUACCGUACGCUGGUGGUGGUCAACUCCUUCUUGGAGCAGGCCUACCUGGACCUCUGGUUCCUCCUCUUCUGCCGUAUCUGCGUCUACCUGAACAGCGCCAUCAACCCGGUCAUCUACAACGCCAUGUCGCAGAAGUUCCGCGCUGCCUUCAAGAAGCUGUGCAGCUGCAGGGCGCAGCGCUCCGAGAAGCCUGCCGCCUACAGCAUGGCCCUCACCUACAGCGUCAUCAAGGAGACGUCCAACGGCGAGAGCCCCGACCACUACACCACAGAGCUGGACGACCUGACGGCCGCAGAGGAGUUUCUGCCCAGGAAGAGGAUGUCGUUCGACGACGGCCACAUGUCCGGCAGCAAGGUCACGUUCAGCAACGCCUGA
Molecule: messenger RNA, 1215 nt
Organism: Megalops cyprinoides (Indo-Pacific tarpon)
Lineage: Eukaryota; Metazoa; Chordata; Actinopteri; Elopiformes; Megalopidae
Gene: trhra
Product: thyrotropin-releasing hormone receptor a
Exons: 2
Coding region: 1-1215 (404 amino acids)
Biological process (GO): phospholipase C-activating G protein-coupled receptor signaling pathway
Cellular component (GO): membrane
Molecular function (GO): thyrotropin-releasing hormone receptor activity
Source: RefSeq, a predicted model, not a curated record